Peromyscus maniculatus bairdii (prairie deer mouse) is the source of this 2547-nucleotide messenger RNA. The record is from RefSeq and is a predicted model, not a curated record. NCBI's taxonomy places the organism in Eukaryota, Metazoa, Chordata, Mammalia, Rodentia, Cricetidae.
UCGCUUCUGGGGUCCAUGUGGUGCUCAGACUGGCGUGGGGUGAACCACACUCUAACUGAUCACGCUCUCUGGGCUUUUGUAUCUUUUACAGCUCUAAUUAGCUUGUCGUUUGGAGGAGCAAUCGGGCUGAUGUUUUUGAUGCUUGGAUGUGCCCUUCCAAUAUACAACGAAUACUGGCCCCUCUUCGUCCUCUUCUUUUACGUCCUCUCGCCCAUCCCGUACUGCGUAGCCAGAAGGCUGGUGGACGACACGGACGCCAUGAGCAGCGCCUGCAAGGAGCUCGCCAUAUUCCUCACGACGGGCGUCGUCGUCUCGGCCUUUGGGCUGCCCGUUGUAUUCGCCAGAGCAAAUCUGAUCAAGUGGGGAGCCUGCGCACUCGUCCUCACGGGAAAUACAGUCAUCUUCGCCACCAUUCUGGGCUUCUUCCUGGUCUUCGGGAGCAACGACGACUUCAGCUGGCAGCAGUGGUGAGAAGAGCUACGGACUGUUGUCACAUGGACUUCUGUCGCCUGCUGGCCGUCCAAGCCCAAGCCCGGGAGAUGGGGACCGGGACGCUGAGUUGUGUAGCGAGCCCCCCGGGGGUGUCCCACGUGCUCCCUUCUCACUCUUGUACGCCUACUGUUUCCACGGGGACUUGCUAAGGAUUAAAAGGAUUUUCUCUUUUGGAAAAGCUUCACUGGUUUCCCACUUCUCUAGACUGCUUUCCAUGGUGUCCUGCUGAAUCUAAAAUACCUACGUGUUUUCCCCAUUCCGUUGUUUUUAAAUCAGUAUGCAAUGUCAAACCUUUUUAAGAUGUAAUAACCAUUUGCAUUGGUUUAGGAAUUCAGAACUUCUGGCUGUAUUAUGGGCUAAACUACAUAUUUUCUCUAAAAAUCAGUUAAUCUCCAUUAUAAAUAAAUAUAUAUAUAUAUAAGUUAGUUUCCAUUCAGUCAGGAUGCCAUCACUCCCAGGUGAACGCAACCAUCCAGAGCGUUGACAUACCUUAUCCACUAUUUACUCAGUGCACAGAUAGCCGCAUUUAUACCUCAGGGGGGGCCGAGUAAUAUUGCCCAUGCCCUCCAUAAGGGUUGCUGGUUUUAUGAGUAGACAGGUGUUUUGUGAAUUGAAAAUUAUUUUAUGGAAUGGCUACAAAAGAGUGCUUGUCUCCUCAGUCGUUAGAAUUUAUGUUAAACUUUGAGGUACAAGUAUAAAACGAGUCUGGGGGUGCAGUUUAUAUCUGUGUGUAUUGCAGUCAAAGCAAGUGAGUUGCUGUGUGGGACGCAGCAAAGCUGAGAUUCGGCCAUGUGAAUGCCGCUUCUGUUUAUAAGUGACAAAGUCUGAGCUUCUGUCAGCCUCUUGUGGUUCGGAGGGUGACAUGGACAUGCAUGGGACAGUCGUGUGUUUGCAUUGUAGAGACUCAAAAACUCCCCCGCUUCCUCCUCUUAACUUAUUUUGUACAUUGUAUAUAUUGUCAGAGAUCUUUUCAAAUAUAGUUUAAUAGCAUCUAGAAAUGUUUGACUACUAGGAAAACGAUUGCUACGCCAUACAUUCAGAGUGCCCCCUCCCCCUCAAGGCCUUGGACUCGAUUCACAAGUGACUUGUUAGUCUUGCAGAUAACCCAGGGAUGGACAGAGGUUAGAGGGUGUGUAUUUCAAAAACACUAAAGACAGGCUUCCUGAUACCUCUUAGUUGAGGUCUCGUUUCAUCACCAUAGAUGUGCUGUUGUAAAGGUAUUUAUUGUGUGAAUUAAUACAGAGUAGCCAAAUCCAGCUGUGUCACAGCUUCAAACUCAAACCCGACCAAAAACUUCCCAAAGUGGCCAGGCAUGACCAAACCGUAGCGGUCCUUCGCAUCCUCGAUUCUCAGUACGUAACUCAAGAGCUGGUUAUGAAAAUGUUCGCAUUGAUCCGACAGUAUUUUGUGAGGACAUUUGUAUGUUUCUUCAGCCUGCUUAUAUAAAGAGAAGUGUUCUGCCUUUAGCUGAAAAUGAGUAACCAUGACAACUGUCUUUUGUUGUUUUCUGGGGUUUUAUUUCUCAAAAAGGAAAAUGGGACCACAUACGAAAUUUGUUCAGCUUUUUACUUAUAGAUGCCCAAAGCUGCAGUUUUGAUUUUGUUUUGUUUGACCUAACCCAUGUUGGAUUACCGCUGGCUGUGAGAUGGGAAGCAGUGUGGCUGUGCCAUUUGUGGGUUAGACCAAAUGUGGCUCACUGAGUAAUGCUGAUGGAGGUGUGUGUGUGUGUACACACGGUCAGAACUGUGCCAGUGAUCAGGAUGGAGUGGGAGGCUCCUUCUCAGGUCCUUCCCCAUUUUUCUGUUCCUUCACAAAUACAAUGCUGUGUGCGUGGCCAUAGACUCCUUUUCUAGCAGUUGCAUUCUUUCUGGGUACUAAUUUCAUCAGCAGCAUUGUGUGUCUGACCAGGACACUGGCUUCACAGUCCCAUCUCUGGUUUCUAGGCUAGUUACUUAAAAGAGUUUUUCAUAAAUAUGCACCAACACAACAUUGCCAUUCUGCUGUGGAGAGAAAGAAAACUUUUGAUGAUGAGACAAUAAAGAUUUUAAAUAUCCA